Molecule: messenger RNA, 3776 nt
Organism: Aethalodelphis obliquidens (Pacific white-sided dolphin)
Lineage: Eukaryota; Metazoa; Chordata; Mammalia; Artiodactyla; Delphinidae
Gene: SPRTN
Product: SprT-like N-terminal domain
Exons: 5
Coding region: 969-2162 (397 amino acids)
Biological process (GO): DNA repair
Cellular component (GO): nucleus
Molecular function (GO): metalloendopeptidase activity; polyubiquitin modification-dependent protein binding; single-stranded DNA binding
Source: RefSeq, a predicted model, not a curated record
GAGCUGGUGGACCCCACCCCCGAUAUUCAGGCCCUGUUUAUGCUGUUCAACGACCGUUUCUUCUGGGGCCAUCUGGAGGCGGUCGAGGUGAAGUGGAGCAUGCGAAUGACGCUGUGAGUCCCGAGCCGCGCCGCGGGCGGGGGGCGCCGGCGGCCGCAGCUGGCGCUGAGGAGCUGGGGGCAGGCGGCCCCUCGGUCCUGUGUCCCUUCCCUGCCCUUCUCUGUCCCGCCCAGACAGCGUCAGGGGAGCCCUGUGGCCCACCCCGCGGCGGUUUGGCUGGUAAGGGGACGUUCCUUGGCGUUAGAACGAUGAGCUGACCGUUUUCUGAUGGGGCUUACGGGAGCGCUCUAGGACCCAGGCGGGAGAAGCAGCCGGAAGCUGACCCCGGGAAAGGAGGCCGAGGCCGCGGCUUGCUUUCUUCCCCGGGACGCGUGCAGUCUCUGCCGGGCUCGGCGGGUACCGCCGCUGGGCCGCGAGCUCGCGGGUCAGGGUGGGGAAGGGGCGGCGUUUCCCUACUUCUGGGUCCAGGGGAUCUUCGGGGGGGGUGCGGCGGGGUGCGUCUCAAAGCAGCCCUUUCCGGCACGCCGAGUCCGGGAAAUGCCGGCUCCAGGUAACCUGCUGCUGCGUACGAACGGAGUUGAGAUGUUGACAGUGCGGUUCGAGGCCACCGCGCUUGCUCUUGGAUGGAGGCGAAGCGCCCUGAAGUUAAGAGAUGAAGGUACGACACGGAAGUGUGUUUCUAGUGCCAUGCUGCUGCGUAUGUGGGUUUCCUCGACGCUUCUGGACACAGGCUGCUGGAGACCUGGCCGUUACCGCCACCGACGACUGACCGACGGUGGCGUGUAGGAAGGAGGCAGGGAGCGGCAGAACUGGACGGCCUUCUUCGAGCUCUUGCGGCCAGGCUGGGGUUCGGGGAGUCCCUGCUGCUCAGGUGCGCUGGGAUAUGCAGCUACGAAGGCAGAGGCGGAAUGUGUUCCAUCCGCCUCAGUGAACCCCUCUUAAAGUUGAGACCAAGAAAGGAUCUGGUGGAGACCCUCUUGCAUGAAAUGAUACAUGCCUAUUUAUUUGUCACGAAUAACGAUAAAGAUCGGGAAGGGCACGGCCCAGAGUUUUGUAAGCAUAUGCAUCGCAUCAAUCGCCUGACGGGAGCCAAUAUAACGGUGUACCAUACUUUCCACGACGAGGUGGAUGAGUACCGGCGACACUGGUGGCGCUGCAAUGGGCCGUGUCAGCACAAGAAGCCAUAUUACGGCUACGUGAAACGCGCCACCAACAGGGCACCCUCUGCCCAUGACUACUGGUGGGCUGAGCACCAGAAAACCUGUGGAGGCACCUACAUAAAAAUCAAGGAACCAGAGAGCUACUCAAAAAAAGGCAAAGGAAAGACAAAACCAGGAAAGCAGCCAGUAUCAGAAGCAGAAAAUAAAGGUAAACCGAACAGAGGGGAGACACAGCUGUUAAUCCCUUUCAGUGGGAAAGGGUAUGUUCUAGGGGGAACCAGCAAUUCGCCUUCAUCUGGGAAAUGUCUCACUUCACAUGCUGUUAAAACCCAGGAUCUUUUAAAUCAGGACCAUUCAGCAAAUGCCUUAAGACCCAAUUCGAAACCUGAGGUGACAUUUGAACAGAACGGCUCAAGUGGGAAAACUUCCUUAGUCUCCGCUGCUCUCAGUUCCAGUCACCAAAGUGUUUUAAGCAACUACUUCUCGAGAGUAUCGGUCUCCAAGCACAAGGCUUUCAGAAGUGUGAGUGGGUCUCCGAUGAAAAGCCUCACGGUUGGUGACAUCGCUAAAAACUCGGUCUCUUCUAGUUCUCAAAGGAGGGUGACAUCUUCUAAGAUAUCCCUAAGAAAUCCUCUAAAAGCAGUGGAAUCGACAUCUGUGACUGCACCCCAGGUUGCAGGUGGGCCUGAAGAUCAAUUCCCAAGUAAACGCCCCAGGCUCGAAGACAGGACCGUUUUCGACAACUUUUUUAUCACGAAAGAGCAAACACAGAGUGGUGGUAACGAUCCAAAGUGUGGUUCACGUCCUAUAGCUGCAACGCAGAAUGCCAGCAGUUCAUCUAGUCAGAGCAGAACGGUUCACUGUCCUGUUUGUCAGAGUGAAGUUUUGGAGUCUCAGAUUAAUGAGCACCUGGACUGGUGCCUUGCAGGUGAUAGCCUCUAAGUCAAAAGCUGAAAACAAUCUCAAAAAUGAAUGGGUCUCACAUGUCCCACCCGUAUCACCUCAUAGCACAGUGUCAGCCGCUCAGGAAUUCCUGGUUAGUGCUAAGAUCUGCAGAUUAUAACCUAGUUCACCCAUAUUAAAUGUUCUAUUUUAUAUAUACAUAUAUGAGAUUUUAACUUAAAACUAUUUUAUGUCUGAGGGUGCUAUACUCACUCGUAGGUGUACUGUAGCCCAGAGUUGCUUCUGGGUGCAUACACGUAUAAUUUUUAGAUACUUUGAUUCUUUCUUUUAAAAGUAUUUAAAUCUGUUAAUCUUUUUAAUUUGCAUAUUUUCCUUAAAAUAGUCAGUGAGGAAUCCUGUCAGGUGUUUGGUUAAAUUCCUUUAUUAAUAUUAAAACUCAUUCCCAGAACUGGUAAUAUUCAUAGUAUCGGACAUAUUGACCAAAAAUACAACCUAGUUGUUUUCCGGUACUCAAGGCUUUUGGUUUUUCUUUUUUUUUUCUUCAAAAUUUUAACAGGAAGUACAUUUCCUAUAUUAUUAAGAUUUUUAUUUCUCUGUUUCACUAAAAGGUGGCAGCAGGUUUGAGGUUAAAGUAGAUAAGCAGAGUAAAAUAAAUUCCUUUUGGAAUAUUGCUGGUAACAAAUAGCCACUGUAAUUCUGUGGGCCGGGGUGGAGCUGUUCUCUCAGCGCUUCAGCGAAAUGACUGGUUAAAGCUCAGUACUAGGUAACUGGCAUAUAUAACAUAACCAAGUUGCCUAGUUUACGUACAAGUGGACCAUCAUCUGGAAACAGUAUUAUGAACCUUAAGCCAAAGUUGAAACCAUUUAGGAAUACCAUUUGUGUAUGUAAAAAAUUAUAUUUCUUUUAAAAAGCAUUCUUUUCCACGUCCCAGCAAAGGGACAGAGAUAGUUUGGUCAGUUUACUUUGUCUCAUGGCUCUGCCACCAGUGUGUUGGCGUAUUUUCAGGGCCUUAGUUCACAGGUUUUCUUUUUCUUAACUUCGUUGCAACGCGACUUUACAUCUGUAAGGUGCAGCUGGGUUCCCCGCUGAGUGACCACUAUGCAGGUGCAGUUAGAGAGCAUUUCAGUUGCCAUGAAGUGUCCUUAUGGGCAACUCUCGCCAGCCAACACCCACCACCCCAGAGUAACCAAUGUUUUCGUCUGUCACCACGGUUAGUUUAGCUUGUUUUUAAACACUAUGAAGUAGUACCUUUGUUGCUAUGGGUAGCAGAAGUUCAGUCUUUUCAUUGCUCUGUAGUAUUUGUAUGAAUAUGCCCGAGUUUAUCUAUCAUUCUGAUAUUAAUGGACAUUGCAAUUAUCUCCAGUUUGGGGCUGGCCAUUCUGAAUAACGCUGCUAAGAACAUUCGUACUCAUUUCUGCUGAGCAUAUCCCCAGUCUGGAAUGCAGGGUCACCAGGUGCAUUUAUGUGUAGCUUUAGUAAAUGCUGCCAGUUUACAGUCCUGCCCGCAGUGUAUGAGAGCUUGUCGCUCAGCAGUCUUAACGCUGUUGUCAGUGCUUUUCAUUUUAGCCUGUCUGGUUGAGUGUUUACGAGUUUUGAUAUUUCUUAGGCAUGAAGUUAAACAAUAGUAUUUAAUAAAUAUUUAUAGAUAAAUGA